Molecule: messenger RNA, 4307 nt
Organism: Drosophila yakuba
Lineage: Eukaryota; Metazoa; Arthropoda; Insecta; Diptera; Drosophilidae
Exons: 1
Coding region: 3844-4215 (123 amino acids)
Source: RefSeq, a predicted model, not a curated record
GAAAAUCAACAGCCGAUCCCAUUGAGUCCCGAAAUAUUGUGUCGCUAAUCUUUCAAAGAGCACUUGAAACUAUGCUCCACUUUUUAACGGUAUACCACGGGAAUCAUAAUUUCUAUAUCAAUUUUAUGUUUACAACAAAAUGAGUCAUACUAUCGCUAUCUACAUAUUUAUACCGUUGCAUUCUCUGGUUUGUUGAAGUUUCUUGAUAUCUAUGUAAAAUGAGUGUAGUAUAUAGUAAUAAUACUAUCUGCUCAGUACAAAAUAACUCAGAUUAUACAUACAUCGAACUGAUCUUUGAUCCCAAAGCCCAGAUUCACUAACUUAUCGAUCUUGAAGAUAUAUUUGAUAUUUAUUUCUGUAUGGAUCCGUAAAUAAGGUUUAUUGUAAUUAGCAAUGAGACAAUGUAAGAUAUGACUUAUAAUUGUAACGUAGAUUCUAAAACUGAUUUCAUUGUCAUGUUUUUAUUCUUUCACCAUUCUGCCCUUUGUUCGGCAGCAGAUAAUGGUUCCUUUGUUCAUCUAUGCUUCCAAAGAUACUCGUUACCAUGAAGGCUUAAUAGGAAACUUGUGCUGUUUUAAAGCUCAUUGGAAACGCAUGUUUCAGAAUGAAUCAUUCAGUUUGGUUGUUUCUGGAAUGAGCAUUUAAAUGCUUACACUAACUUCUUUGUGCCAGCACUUUGCAUUCAGCAUUAGUUCAUAGGGUUACUUAACAUGUAUGGCAUAUUUAAAGAAAAAGGCACUUAGUGUGCUAGUUUCGAAAUAUAUAUAGUAUAGCAACGAGUAUACCCUGUGAUCUUGAUGGAAACACCGCCUUAUCUUCUUCUUCGGAUUAGUAGUGAUAUACAAUGUAGGUAUUAUAUCACCUGUCGUAUUUAUUAACCUGCUCAUGUAGUGCAGACAUACGUGGCUAAAUUGUUUGGUUUUCCGAGCUUUCAACUCAGAUACGAUGGGUGGUGGUGCCCCCUUAUCGCUGUAAUUUGGGGAGGUCUUCUUGGGGUCAAGCGAUGGGUGGGGUGCUAUUGGCUAUUUGACAUGCCCAACUGCUGUUUACAGUUAUGAACAUGCCCUUGACCAUGCCAGGCGCAGCACAGUCUCACAUUCUUCCCCCCAUUCAAUUGGCAGGCUGCCUAAUUGCUGCCACUUUUCCACUUUCCCACACAUUCCCACCGUCCAUUUCGCUUGCCGCCCAUCGUUCGAUCAUUUAAUUUCGGUUUAUUUGAUUUCCUUGCUUGUGUGUCAAUUAAUGUAAAUUUCUGACUGUCAACGCUUAGCCAGUUGACUUAAUGAGUCGCCGCCGCCGGGCUAAUCUUCGCCUGCAAUCAGAGCAGUUGGCUGGGUAGUUGGACUGCGAUGGUGUGAUGCCCCAUCUCACAAUCAUCAUCGUUUGGGGCUAAAUUGGCAUAUUUAUGCUGUGCACUGCUCGUUUGGCAAAAUGUUUCUCAAGGCGCCAUCACUGCGCUUAACCCUUGGCCGUUGGCUGGGGUUUAAUUCCGCUGCAGCUACGUGACCUGCCCCAUCUGCCCCAUGUGCCCCUUCUGCCCCACGGCUCUUGGCCCAUUGGCGCUCCCUUUGGCGCUUUCGAAUGCAAACAAUGUUGCCCGCUGCCCCUCCUUCGUUCCCACUGCGGUCGUUCUUUGUACCUGUCUGUCGGCCAACUUCACCUUUUGCCAGCUUCCCAUGAUUGUCUUAAAUCAGACAUGACCUGCUCUCCUCGUGCUGCUCCUCCUCCUCCUUCGUUCGCCUCCGCGGGGGUCACGUAGCUGGGAACUUUUAUUGCGUAGCCGGAAACGGAAACGCCGCGAACAUUCACGACAGGCGGCGGAGGACGAGAAUGGGCUGUAGCUGUAGCUGGGGCUGGGGCUGUGGCUGUGGGCGUGGCAUGGCCAUGGAAAUGAAAGAGGAGCCACUGCAGCAGCCGCAGCAGGAAAAACUUUAAUGUAAUUUGCAUUUCAUUGAAAUUCACAUGCUAAAUUUAUUUUAAAACGAGCUGGCCUUUUCUGCUCGCCAUACACACAGAUGCCACUGGCUUUUCCAAUUUUCCAAUUUAAUUGUCGCAACUUUUUGGCCAAACCCAUUAUUAUCAUCAUUUCAAUUGCUAAUUUAUGCACAUAUGUAUUACAGGGCUCUGCAUUUGCUGCAAAAAGGGCGUGUUAAUAAGAUUUUUUUUUCCUGUUCGAGGAAUAAACCAUUGUUUUUACUGCAUUUUAAUCAGCUGCAUAGGAAAUCUGCAAAAACACUUUGUGUGCCAUGUUUGGAUUAUAAUUGCUUACCGCAAAUCGCCGUUUGUAUAUUUAAUUUACCAAUUUAAGAGUGUAAUUUUAAGUGGAUAUAUAAAAACAUAGAUUUUUAAAAUCCAUUUACUUUUACACAGCGGAUUUCUGACGCUGGCCAAAUAUGAAUAGAAUAUCAAUAAUAAAUAAACAAUACAUAUUUCUAGCACAAAGAAUAAAGAAAACUGAGUGAUGCAGCACCAAGUAAAGAUAAACAAAUACGUAAAUUCAAUCGAGGCGCACAAAGAACUUGAAGAAUGUUGAUUCUAAGAGACUUCAAUUUCGGUCCAAAGUGCGCUGUUGGUAGAUAAAUAUAAAUACCAUAUCUUAAAUAUAAUGAUAACUUUACAAACUCAUCAGCUUUCUGUGCUUAACUUUAUAUAUACCCAUUCAAAUGGCGCACUCUUUUCCCACACAAAAUCGAAAUCAAAGUCAAGGUCGGUCCGUGCCACGCCCCUACGCCAGUACGCCCACCGUAUCUGAUUAUGUUUUGAUUGGACGCAGGCUAAAUUAUUUGAUUAAUGGGAAAUGCCAGAAAAUAAACAAAAUUUGCGGCAAAUGUCACAUUUGCAAAUUGGAAAAUCCUCCCAUAUUUGCACCAGCACACGAAUAUAUCAUCGUACAAAUGCAUAGAUACAUAUACAAAUGUAUCUAGAUGCAUAUGUAUCUGUAUGUAUGUGUCUUUUUGGUCGUGCAUUGCAGAUACACUUGUAUAAUACACCCAUUUCGUGGUCAAUGUAAAAUUUAAUUUGGCAUUUUGGUUUCGAUUAUGUCGCGACUUUUGUUUAUGACUUUCAUGCAAGCUGACAGCAGAUGAUUAGUGAGCGUGGCCCUGUGCACUCGAUGACCUUGAUUCGCCUUGGCAUUGUGUCAUUAAAAUGCAAAUAGCAUUUUGCUCCUUCUACCAAGCGUUUGCAACGCCCACAAUGCGGAACGUGUGGAAGGAUCCUCCGCUGGAGGAACAGGACGCUGGAGACAGUAAGAGGAGCAGGAACGCUCCAGCUCCUAUUCCAUCUGCAGGUGCGAAUAGUUUUCCCACAGUUGACAUCAACUUGGCAUUCAACAAUGUUCCAAACGCGUGUCUGGAUCGGGAUUGCGGUUGCUGGGCGACGAAAAAGGCUUUAAGUUGUCAGCUUACAUUCGAUUUACUCAGCUUGAUUUACUAGGGUAAAGGGUCACAUUGUUGUGCCCAACUGUUGCACUUUGUUCGCUGGUCACUCUAAAAUCCUUUCAAUUCGCUUCAAUUACACAGAAAGUGCUUUGAAAUAUAUUUAAAAUAUAUAUAUAUAUUUCUUUUUUAAAAUUAAUUCAAGCAAACAUAUGAUUGGUAAAAAAGCACUUAUUGAUGAUUAAGUAAAUCGUUUCGAUAUGGAUUUUGAAAAUAUUUUACAUUUUCGUAACUAUAGCAAUAUAAUUAUGAUGGUUUACUCCACUGGGAAACCUGUUUGCCCUGUGUUAAACCUGUAGAACCAGAACUCGUUACUCCACUUGGUCACACUAUCGUUUCGUUUUUGACAAUUGUAAGAAACCCGAACCUGAACACAUCGAUUAGACAGACGUAUGUACAUAGAGUGAUGACUGUGUUCCAAUCGAAGAAUCGCCCAUCCUGGCAGCUCCAGCUGUGUGAGCUGCCCCGGAAGGGACCUGGGCUAAUCCUGCGCUACUACAAGCACAAGCCCGCCUUUCGGCCCACGAGCGAGAAUCCCAUUACUAGGAAGAGGGAUCGUGUGAUGAGCAAGUUGCAGGACACGCGCAACAAGCUUCUGGGUCUGAUGCAGCGCUUCGAGAAGGUGGACAACAUUGUGGAGGGGUCACGCCGCAGACGCAAUCCCUUCCAUCUCGUGGCUUCGAUGGCGAUGGCCUACGAGGAUAUCGAGACACAUAUGAUAGAUGGCAUCCUGGGCUGGUCCGAUCUCGAGGAAACCGACGAUUGCUUCAGAAUGUAGAAGCACCAAACACCGACCACGGACCAUCGAAACUCAAAAACUGGAUGGGCAGUUACCUUGAAACGAGGCAAAAUAAAUACCGGGAAUCCCAA